This is a messenger RNA of Haliotis rubra (blacklip abalone), 4526 nucleotides long. Its product is annotated as serine-rich adhesin for platelets-like. Lineage: Eukaryota; Metazoa; Mollusca; Gastropoda; Lepetellida; Haliotidae. The coding region runs from base 261 to 3023 and encodes 920 amino acids. The record is from RefSeq and is a predicted model, not a curated record. The transcript is spliced from 7 exons.
UUUGAAUAUGGCUACAGAUGAAAUCGACAACAUUUUCUGUUAGUAAACAAUGGCAAAGUAGUUUAUCAUCGCGUUUUCCAUUAAUAUGACUGAAACGCCAAAGGGAAGAAGCAGAAUAAGUGAGGAGCCUUGCCUGUCUGACGGGGGAGAAUGAAGUUUUCUUUGGUGACAUCACCCAGCGGGAGAGACGUCGUGCAGUGAAGUAUUCCCGUCGUCGCACCGUCAUCUACGUUCCCGGAUUCAGGAAAGACAAGAGAUUGAUGAGAUACAGUCAAGAGUUCACCCCAGACGGCCCUUUCAUAUAUGCCCAUGAAGAAGUAACCUCUGAUGUGUGUGUGAGUGAGAGUUCAUCCGACACCUCGUUGACCAAAGACAAGGAAGUGACUGUGAAAGACAAAGACGUUGUGAAGAAGCUGUUUGCAUCUGAAUCAACUGCAGGAGUUUGCAAACAGGGCAAAGAGGCUUCUGCUUCAAAGCCGUCACCACCGAUCAAGGUCACCUUCAGCGAGUCUGCGUCUGCUGAGUCUGUGUCCAGUACGUCUGCCAUGAGUUCCCCCUGUAUUAUGGAGGGGGGAGGCGAAUGUAUGGCCAUGGACCACUGCAGCAGUUUUCUGUCAAAAAACACUGAAAUCUCAAGCAAACUAUUCGACAGUGGUGUAGACUGUGGGGUUGGAGAUUCCAUGCUUUCCUCGUCCAAACUUUCUGAAUGCAUGUCUCUCAGGACCGAGUCCGGGAUUACCAUUCGUGAGAAAGACACCAAGUCAGUGCUAUCAAACUUCUUCGAAAAUGACAGUGGGGAAAAUGAUGAGAUGGUUUUUGCUCAGCCUCGCAGCAGACUGGGGUUCGCCCAUUCGUCUCAGAUUGCAUCAGUGAGUGACAAUGUUCUGUCGAACACCCUCCCACGAAAGUUUGGACACUCUCACCAUGCUGGAACUAACUAUGCAGGUUCAUUCUUGUCCGAUAUGGAACAUGCCGAGAGCGUUAGUGACAUUAGUGAUAAUGAUGGAUUUAAAAGACCUUUCCGGCUUCAAGGAGUGUUGGGUAUGCAGACUUGUCAGACCAACAUCAGCACCCCACGAAUGGCUUCCACAGCACCCAGCUUCCCUUUUGCAAGUCCACAUCUCCUAGUCAGCCCCAUUGCAACAUACAAAGCCAAUCCCAGUAAUGAAUCAGUUGCCUCUUCGAAAAGUUCCGACUCGACUCCGUCCAAGUUGGUUAAGAGUUCGGUUAGUGCUUUCUCCUCCUUCCCAGCAUCCACGGCGGUCAGGAGAAGUCUUCGUAAGAAGACCAUGGAUGAGAGCAGCAUGUUGGUAGAACCAAAGAUUAACCUGUCAGACUCUGAUGUAACUAAGCGUGAUUUUGGUGUAGGGACCAGCGACAUGGUUACAUCAUGUGGGAAUACUACCUGUCCAGGAAUGUCGGACUCUCAAGUGUCCCAUAUCUCAAGAGAUGAGAGCAGUUCCGCAACCGUUACAAACUCAGUGCCACCCAAACCUGUGAUGACCACCACGUCCACCCAAUCAGACUAUCUCUGUCUACCGUCCACCCUGGCUGGUCAGCAGCUGUUGCUGGUCAAGAGCAGCGAACUUGCGAAGGGACAGCUAGAAAGUUCUCCCGAGUCACUUGUUUCCCAGUCAUCUUGGUCAGAUCUUAAACUAUCCGCUUUGGGUAUCAACAAAGAGCGUUUGUGUUUCGCAACAGUGUCGUCAGAUUCCUCGAGCCUUCCAACACAGAGCAGUGACACAAAUGUGACAACAUCAUCAGAUGUUCAGAAACCCGAUCUGGUCAGUGAAAGUGAUAAACCAGUUGGUCAAAGGUCAGAAGUUAGAGAUGAUGCAGGUCAGAGGUCAGAGGUUAGGGAGGAGCAAGUUCUGGAGUCUCUGGGAAACAAACAAAGAAGUUUGAAUGUCAAUUCGUCUUCUCCAUCCACUGAAUGUGAGCUGGGCAUGAGCGAGGAGUACUUCACCCUUAAUGACAAUGAAUCAAGCACACCAGACUUGUUCAAAUCUCACAAAUGUGAUGAUUAUAAAGAUGGUGAAUUCAGUGGCGAUACCCAGUCACAAACUGAUGACCAAGACGAUGAUGAUAUUGACUCAUCAGAACUAGACACUUUACUCCCUGGACCAGAUUGUCAAACGACAAUACUCGACAAUGAUUAUUCACCCAUCAAAGGUCGAGGUUAUGAACGGCGACAGAGACAGUUUCAACAGCGUCCAGGGUUGAUCUGGCCGAACCGAUACAUGUCCGACUCUGAAAGCAGUGAAACAGAAGAUCUGGGCGAACAUUCUUUCGACAGCGGCAGUUCGGAUUCAUCGCUCCUGGACUACAGUGCGUCCGAUUCUUUCGAGGCGAUGAGUCCACCGCCCAAACCCGAGCCGGUCAUCAUCAAUGAUGGGAAGCUGAAACCAUGGCGACCACCAGGUCACGUGGAGGUCAAAGUUAAAAAAAGCUCUGAAGGCAAGUUCCUUUCGCGAACAGGCUUUCAGGCAAGACUUAGAAAAAUAAAAGAAAUGACAGUUAAGGGAACUAAGAAAGGAUCGUCCUUCAGGUUUGGAAGUUCAUCCAGCAAUAAGGAGAACCAGACCAAAGGAAGGCUAUACCCGAAGUCACCGCUUCCAAAGAACGAUUGCAAGUCGGACAAAGACAAGAAAAAAACACCCUGUCGUAGAAAGAAGCAGUCUGACCUGACUGAGAUGGAGAUUGACGAGAUGACGAAGCUACACACCACCUGUAACGGUCAGCGUGUCGUCCGCUACCUCAACUUCUCCGAGUCCCCCAUGAUCAUCAAGCACUACCCAGCUCCCAAGGAAGCUUCCAAACUCAGCUGGAGCAACACGCUGACCAACUGCGAGCUGACGUAUCACUCCCCGACUCGAAAACCUUCCAAGCCAACAGCCAAACCUAUACUCACACAGCGACCUCUGACCCACACCUACCCCUACAGUGACGAUGUCCCCUCACCAAUCAUCUUGACGAGAACACGGCGGACACACACGCUGUCACAGAGAGUCACACAGCUGUGAUCUCACACGUGUGUUAGCCUCACAGAGCCGGAAGACCUCGCCUCACAUUAAUGUGGUCGCUCUAUCAUUUCAAAACCCUGAAUAUUUUGUUGCGGAAGCCAGACUGACAUAUUCUGCGAUCAUCUAUAAACAAAUACUAGAAUUAUUUUUGUUUGACAUGUAGAUAUUUUAUAAAUCUUUUGCCAUCCUCUAUACACGAAUACUAGAGACAUUUUUGUUUUCCAUUUAGAUUUUUGUUUGGGGGAUAAAUUAGAGCUUUAGCUUUUAUCAAGACGAGAUUAGUUUUCAUUUUGAUGAAUUAGAUGAUGAGCAAAUUUUGUAUCUAUUAAAUUUCAUCAAGCUUACUGUGAUAGCUUAAAAAUAUCUUUCAAGUUAUAUUGAUAAAGAGUAUUAAUAUUUCACAUCAUUUUGCACGAAGUUAUUUUUAACUCAUAAUUAUGAAUUUAUAAUGUAAAAAGGAACAAGAAUGUUUUACAGAUUUAUAGUUUAAGGGUAACUCUUCUUAUUCAUACCACUAAAAUAUAUGCAUAUAUGAUAACCAUCAGUCUUAUUUCAAAGAUACCAUUCCCUUCCCUGCUAACGUUGAGCUCAUUCUCUGAUGGCUAGCUGCUAAUGAUAUGCAAAGGACUUGUCUGUGUAGAUGAAAAAUUAUAUCCAAUGUAUAUUUGUGUACAUAGAAGUUCCAUAAACCUUAGCUUCAACUGUACAUACAAUGUCAGCAUGUAUAUUAAUGUACACAACUCCACAAUGACAAUCCAUUCAUCAAUACCAUUAAAACAUAAGAUAACAAAUAAAUGACAGAAAUAUUAAAUAACAUUUAUGAAAUAUUUCUGAAAUAUUUCAACUCGCAAACUCCUUUUGAGCAGUUGAGAACAGAAUGACUGCUUAGAGAUUAUCUAUCCUGACAUGAGUUUAUGAAAGUCCGUAACGAAAGCAUGUCUAACCUGUUCAGGAUAACAUCGCCUUUCUCCAUCUUGGAACAAACCAGUAUUAUCUGAAUAAUGGCUCAGUGUAAUACCUUCUCUGAUCUCAGUACUUACUGUCUAGCCUUUUAGAUGAGCCUUUACAGACUUGUUGAUAGACUUUGUUCAUAAAAAAAUAUUCUGUUUAUUGAAAUAGUAUUAUUGAUAUGCGUCAGAGACAUUUUUGUCAAUCAAAUAUUACACUUCUCAAUCACAGAUCAAUACUUGAACUUGUUGUAAAUUCUAUUUCCUGAAAUUGUAUAUUAUGUACAUUUGUCCCAUUUUGUUCCCAUAUGUGUGCAAUAUGCGCAGAGAUGUCAUGUUAAGUUAUUUUUGUUGAUCCAUGUUGUGUACAGUAGCUUGCUGCAUGAUAGGCAGGUGCCAGAUGAUAGCCUAGACGGCUACUGACUAUAUAGAGUUGCUAUGGAAACUGGGAUCUUGUGAUACUGUUUGUGUGAUCUGAGACAAUUUUGGUGAUAAAAGACAAAAAAUGGUUGUACAUGCCCCAUGCUAUUGGAAAAAAUAAAUGAAUCUCAAUUUA